AUGCCGGCAGCGCGCGAGGUGCUGCACCGCCGUCUCAGCACCCACCUGCUGCUUGCUGCAGGUACCGCGAGGAGAAAGGCCGUGGAUCGCGGGAAGCAAGCUAGGGAGAGAGCGGCCAAAGGCACUUUAGGCGGCAACAUCUGCAACGCGUUCGCGAUUGGCAGCCGAGAACCGAUUGAGCGGACUCGCGGUGGAGUGAAAGAGCUCAUAUCCGGUAUAAGCUUCCCACCUCCGACCCCGGAGUCCCGCCGAUCUUGCCCUCACUGUCCCACGACCUUCGUGAACGAGCAAGGCCUUGGGAUCUACGUGAGAACGCAGCACAGCAGUGCAAACAUGUCCAACGGCGUGCGGCUGCGGUGCAUGUUACGGAAGGAUGUCGGAGGGAGUGUCCUGCCGUGGGAAGCAGCCGGGCCUGGGCGUUGUUGGCACGUGAAGUUCGAUCAUGCGACGGGGACGGCUUCGUUUGUCCUCCAGCGGAAGCGCUUUCUCGAUCUCGACUUGGAUAGCGACGGCUUUAUGGACCGCAAACCCAAGGACACUCGUGGGGCUCCCAAGCGCAGGCGAUACGACUUCAGGUUCAAAGCCCACGCGGUCAACCAGCUGCGCAUCCUCCAGGACAACGCCGAAGACUUAUGGAAGGAGGAGCAGCGCACGCCUCUUCAGUUCUUGGAGGAUCGUCUCAAGAUUCUCUACAGCAAUUAUACCAGUGACGUAAAGAAGAGCCUCCUCGCCAAACAGCAGCCUAAGCGGUGGUUUCCUGAGGCAGAGAAGCGACUGUACAAGGGGUUCGUGGAGCGGCGGAAGAGAAAGCUGAAGGUGUCGACCCUGUGGCUGACGAUCACGUUCCGGAAGCUCGUGCGAGAGAUGUACCCCGGGGAUCAACGAGCGGCGUCCUUCCGUGCAUCCUUCAGGUGGGCGCGAAGAUGGGCCAAGAGGCAUAACCUGUCCAAAAGACGCCGGACCAACCUCAAGAACAAGGCGCCCGAUGAGUCCGACGUGUCGGCAGUCACGACGGUCGCGGAGAGACAGUCCAGGGUUCCCAAGUACGGUCAAUUUCAGCUCUGGGAGCGUUGUAAUGUGGAUCAAGUAUCUUUGGCAUUCGUGAACGGGCUGCUCGACACGUGGGACAAGAGAGGUGCGUUGCAGGUAGCAAUAUCGCAGCCCUUUCCUGGCCUAGAGAAAAGGCAUUGCACGAUGCAAGUCAUCUUUGGUCCGGGUGAGAAGACCAUGCGCAAUUCGGUGAUUUUCCGAGGCACGGGAAAGCGGAUCUCGCCGGUGGAGAAGGCAGCGUGUCACGAGGACGUGGACGUGUUUUUCCAGGAGAACGCGUGGGCCGACCAAAAGUUCCGCAUGGAGUGGGCGAAGAGGUCCUACCGAGAAGGUCUGAUGCGCGGGCGGGGUGAGCUCCGGAAGGCGAGGUCCAUUCUGAUCAUGGACAACAUGCACGCGCAGACCACGGACGAGUUCAAGGAGUAUCUUGGGAAGCACUGCAACACUCUCGCCUGGUAUGGCCCUUCGGAGUGCACGGACGAGGUGCAGCCAGUUGAUGCAGGAGCCGGACGAUUUCUCAAGGUGGAAGUCGGGAGGCAGAUGGACAUAUGGCUCGAGCAGUCGGACAACCUCGAGAGAUGAGAAACCGCGUCGCUGACAGCUUCUGAUC
Molecule: messenger RNA, 1660 nt
Organism: Ectocarpus sp. CCAP 1310/34
Lineage: Eukaryota; Phaeophyceae; Ectocarpales; Ectocarpaceae
Source: the annotation of a GenBank genome assembly